CCGUCAGGUCGUAGGAACUGUUUACAUUAGAGACACAUUGCCUCAGAAAUKAUUUUAAAAUGAGUAUUUUAUCAAAAUUGAGAUACUUUAAGUUAAGUUAAUACAAUYGAGGAUGAAUUAUUCCAGCCAAAAAGUAUGAAAGGAAUUAUAGUAACUGAACAUACCUUUGAACACCAGCUUGUUUAUGAUGAGAUUUUUGUGGAAUACUUUAAUGCUUUUCUAGCUUUGCCAGCCUUCCCAAAAAUUGUGCAGUAUGAGUCAAUAUCAGGAACUUUUCAAGAUGCAUCCAAAGAGCAAAAGUCUUAUACRCUGGCUCCCAGUGAAGAUGCUGAGAGCGAAGCAAAACAGAGAGAAAAAGUGAUGAAAUGGGUCAAGAAAGAAAGGUUGCCGUUGUUUCUGAGGACAAAGCUUUAUCUUCAGUUCAAGCUCUGCCGUCUUCUUCUGCGGAAACUAAAAGACUUCCGGUCGACCGCCCGAGGAAGCAGCCGGGGCUUAAGAGGUUAUAGCAGAGCAACAAGCUCAGCGGUCUACUCGCCCCARGCCAACCGGCCAUCGAGUAACGUUUCMAACAGAUCGUGGCCUGGAGUUCCAAUAAARCAUUUCGGUCGUCGCCCCUUGGGUAGUGCGACAAGYUUGCCGGGAAUGUUAAGGUUGGCUUUAGGCGAAGAUGGAAGCACGGAGAACAUAGGAGACGGAAUGCAAAAACUCGAUAUUACUGAUAAAAAUAUUAACAGCAUAGAAGAAGGAGAUUCAAGAGUAGAACAAAUGAAUAACGAUGGAAUAGAAGGAGUUCACGCCCAGGACAACAACAAUGGUUCAGAGACAGAAUCAGAGCACGAGGGUGUAGCUGAAGAUGAGUUGCGAGCAGUGAUGGAGUUUGAGGAGCCUGACGACGCGCAAACGGAAGCUGACGCUAAAAGUAUAGCCUCAAAACACAAGAUCACACUACAGGAACUCAAGGAACAAGCUUUAGGAUCGCUUCAAGGGAUGACACUUUUUCGAGCUUUUCUCGGRGACACAGUUGGAAUUCACUUGUACGACUUUUGGCUCGACGUGGAGCAGUACAAAGAUAGUUUACAGUCUGAGCCUGAAGAGAGCACGAGGGAACAUAGGACAAGAUUAUUUAGAGAAAUUCAAGACAAACACAAGAACUACCUUACACCAGACGCUAAGGAGCAGAUCGARCGAGCGUUGUAUCAUGGAGGUGUAACGCAAGAUUUGUUUACGAGGACGCAGUACGAUAUGUUGCGUAGAUUACGAUCUUAUUGGGUACCGAGAUUUUUGGUUCAUUUGGAAAGGAACGAAGAUUACAGRGAAGACUAUUUUUCGCAAGUCAACCCACGUGAUCAAUAUCGACCAAACUCAAGUCUCAGUUUCUUUCCUUCCUUGUCAUUGGUUCAUUCAAUACCACCCCUCGGAGACUGGUGCCGAGAAAUGAUCCGAUUUCGUAAAUGGGACCGCGAUAUCUUGAUCAAAGACAAAAGACGAAAGUCCGUUGGUCAGCGGCUGAAUGUCAUCCCAGAAGGUCAAGCGAUUGAUCCAUUUAUGUCAGCACUUAAGGCCGAAAAAGACGCUGGGUAUCCCUUCAAACGAUAUCUCCAAAGUCACGACAAGACCAUUUUAGCGCACAUUAGUUUCUGGCUCGAUGUCAAAGAAUUUACUGCUGCAGAGAAGCGUUCAGGGGAUCGUUACCUAAGUCGAUGCAAYGCGUGGAAUAUCUUUAAUAGAUAUUUAGCUACAGGGUCUGAAUUAAACAUAGGUCUUCAUCCAACCGAACGAAGRCGGAUAGAAAGUAUUCUUCAUUCAAGUGAGGAACUUCCAACCAACCUCUUCGCCUCGGUCGAGAAUUUCAUUAUCGGAGUGCUAAGGGUCACAUGGGAGGAUUUCAAGGAUUUCGACCAACAAAGAUAUCGCAGACCUCCACGGAGUAUGGCAUCAGAACGAAUUCCAUCACCAACCGCGUCCCAGGUCGCUAAAGGAUCAAAAGACAAUCAUUACUACUCUCCCACCACAGGCCGAUGGGUAAAAAGACAUCCUGGUUCCUCACCCUCUGAACGUGGCCGUCGACUGUACACAUCUCUAGCAAUGGCGGAGGAGUGCGAUGCGAUACGUUCAUCUUCGUCCUCUCCUAAACGCUCGUACRUCCCUCCACCGUCAACUACAGGAAAGAAGAGCAAGGGAAAUAAAAACAGAAGAAAAUCGAAAACUAACAAGAAUUUGGUUAUUCGACGGAAAAAGAAARCAGCUACAACUGUUAGUACAUCUGAAGAGGAAGAUUCAGACUCAACUGAUGAUAAACCAGAAAAACCGGUCCAACCGGUUGUACCGGAGUUUGUUGAUGUGGUUGACAAUAAAGGGACAAUGGCRUCCUUCAAGCAGUACGUUCAAAACAUGGAAGGGCGUCAYGCAUUCAAUCAGCUUGUCAUGUAUCUUGAAAUCGAGCAAUACAACACUAUUCUACCGUCGAAGAAAAUGCAGAAAGCCCAACAGUCUUCUAAUAUUUAUAAGACUUUUUUUGAUCCGGCUUCGCGAAGGGCAGUGACUCUUCCCUCUCAACUACUGGGUAAAAUCGAAGCAGAGCGUCCGACMUCGCCUGUUCUUACUGAGGCUCAGCAAGCAGUUCGGUCUGAUGUYGAAACAUACUUCAAAUCUUUCUUUAAGACUCAAGAGUCUAAACGUCAUGAUGGCACAGUUCCUAAUACACCUAAAGAAGGCAGUAAAGUGGAUGGUCUUGACGGGCAGCAAAGUUUUCUGCAGUUUUACAGACGAAAAGCGCAGAGGAAAAGCAAAAAUACAGGGCGUGUCCAGCCUUCUAAAGAAGAUCGAGAAGAAUUCAAGCGUGUUUUACAAUCAACGCAAGGUCGGCUUCCCGUGAAGCUGGAAUUAUUCCGUCGAUAUCUCCAAAACCACGGCGACCCUGACAGCUUCCCCAAGCUGGAGAACGAUCUGUUUUUCUAUCUCGAAGUGCAGAAAUUAAAGGAUCUCUUUAACUACUUGGAUGACACUUCGUUAAACAGAAAAGUCGAAACCAUUAUCGAGUGUUUUCUUGACUCGGCGACGCCUCCAUGGCUCCAGAUUGACAUAGGCUCUGAGUUAGCAGCCAGGAUAAUACACAAAGCCCAGACGUUUUCAACGGCCAAGCGAGCCUCUCGAGAGCACAAGGACCCUGCUUUGUUCGACGAAGCACAAGCUCUUUUAUUCAAGGAACUGCUACCUUAUUGGGCAGGCUUCUGCAAGCAAUAUAAGCCACUUGAAUUUGAAGGUGGUGCGAAACUACCACCAACAAAACAAGAAAAAAGUCUUCAAAGACGUUAUAACGAGUUUGUCAAAUACCAAGCUGUGACAGAAACACUCGUCCUACCCCCGGUCAGUCCUGCUGUUGGCCAGUCGCGCACCGAAGCGACAUUCUCAGUGUCUGAUGGCAUGAGAUGGAAGGACCGAAGAGAAGUGGACUCUUUAAGCGUCAUGUCCAGCGCACAGGGAAGCGUUAACGGUGCAGCUUUAGGGCGUAAAAAGAGCAGUAUCGAUGGGUCGACUAUAAAUGCAAUAGAAGUGGGCAGCUAACAGAGGAAUGAAGAUAGGCAUACGACUUUUCUCAAAAACAGACUCUGUACUGAAUGGCACAAAGUUAAACAAAUUGUCGGCCAUGGUUGGAAUCACUUGAAAAUUUGAAUCACUUGAACGUGAAAUCGGCAUUACAAGCACAUCAAGAUUUUGAAACCUGAUAAAUGCCGCAGUCCAAAAUAAAAAAACAACAACAAACAAAUGUAGUUUAGGGACCUGAAUUUUAAUGUAUUUUGAUAUGAAGAUGCAAUAAGUUAUUUUUACACCUUAAAGUAUUUAUUUUUUGGAAAUUAAAAUGUUGAAAACUAA
This is a messenger RNA of Exaiptasia diaphana, 3873 nucleotides long. RefSeq lists its product as uncharacterized. The record is from RefSeq and is a predicted model, not a curated record. Gene Ontology annotation, molecular function: G-protein alpha-subunit binding. Gene Ontology annotation, biological process: regulation of signal transduction. Bases 136 to 3564 code for a protein of 1142 amino acids. The transcript is spliced from 26 exons. NCBI's taxonomy places the organism in Eukaryota, Metazoa, Cnidaria, Anthozoa, Actiniaria, Aiptasiidae.